CUUUGACCAACAGCAAAUUUGACUUUGGACCAUAAUGAGCAGGAAGAAGCAGAAGAAGGCGAAGCAGCAAGCUGCUGUUGCUGCGGAUGCCAGUGUGGACGGUACACUUGUGGACCAGACACACAGCAGGGCGGAAGCAAGUUCGAAGGGGGACUACACGCACGAUGGCACUGCGCACGGCGAUGGCGGCAGCAGUGAACAGCACCCUGAAGAAGUAGUACAACACCAGCAACCACAGAAACAAGAACAAGAACAAGAGCAGACUGCAGGGGAAGAUGACGCAAAUACAAACAAACACAUCGUGACCGCUGGGGAAGACGAUGACGAGGAGAACGACAGUGAGGGGCAAGUCAGCGACGGUGAGCAUGAGCAGAGCGGAGAGGGGAGGGAAGGCGGGCAUCCUGGCAAACACGUUCCCACCCGCAAAACCACGGGCCUCCGAUCAAUGCUUGCGUCCAUGUCUCGCGCGUUCAGCGGGUCAUCCAGUGCACCGCAGGCAGCGACGCAGUCGAGCAAGGCAUCCUCGAGUGCACCACGCACACAGACCAUGAGGAAGAAUCACAAGAGCAAAGGCCAGCAGCAGGACCUUGAUGUUGAUGCUGGUGCGGUGUUGCCGCUGCUGGUGCACUUUGAAGACCAAUGGCGCCAGCUCUCCGCCAACAACCAGGUCAACACAAGCAAGAUCCAGGACAUGGCCGCAGAUGUCGCACAUGCGCACGCGUUUGUCUCCGCCCAAUCCCGCCAGCACCGCGUGCUUGCGCAGCAGUUCAAGGUGUUGCCGGAAGUGGCUGCAUUGGCGGUUGCUGCGCAGGGGAAGAUAGACGAUUUGCACACGGAGCUGGUGGCGCUCGACGAGCGACUGCGCGCGUUUCAGGCCGUUAGACAGGCGUGCGUCCUGGAGAACACAAAGGUUGCUGCACUCAAGGCUAAGCGAAAGAAGACACUCAAGGCAACACCGUAGCUCCCCCCUCCCACACACACACACACACACCUGCUGUUACAUGACACGACCGUCCUUGCUUUCAAUAGACCAAAGCAGAAGAGACCAGUGUGAUUUGAAGAGACGAGAGAACGAGAGAA
Molecule: messenger RNA, 1080 nt
Organism: Salpingoeca rosetta
Lineage: Eukaryota; Choanoflagellata; Craspedida; Salpingoecidae
Exons: 4
Coding region: 35-961 (308 amino acids)
Source: RefSeq, a predicted model, not a curated record